This is a messenger RNA of Chelmon rostratus (copperband butterflyfish), 5360 nucleotides long. Its product is annotated as beta-1,4-galactosyltransferase 3. The record is from RefSeq and is a predicted model, not a curated record. Lineage: Eukaryota; Metazoa; Chordata; Actinopteri; Chaetodontiformes; Chaetodontidae. Gene Ontology annotation, molecular function: glycosyltransferase activity. Gene Ontology annotation, biological process: carbohydrate metabolic process. The transcript has 7 exons. The coding region runs from base 1265 to 2449 and encodes 394 amino acids.
CACGACCGCACAUCGCAGCGUCCACGCAUCAACUUCAAAACGAAUAGGAAAUCCGGAGGAGGAGGGCUUUGUUGGGUAUAUCGACGGCUAGCAGCUACCUAACCAGUCAAGGAAUACAAGCAGCCUCUCUGAGCCGUGCUGGAGUGAUUGGUCCUGGACCUGUCCGUCCAGUGAGUCUAGUGGCUCAGCCCAGUGAGCUGCUUGAGGUGCCUCAUCGCUGUGGAUUGCAUCAUGAGACAAUAGCAGUGGGAAUCAGAACUCUCCCCCCUCCUCUUCCUCUAUCAUCUCCUCCCCCAGUUCUUUUUCUCUCAGCCUGACUCUACACCGAAACCCUCCCCCUAACAAACACACAGUCGCCCACACACACAUGCAGCCCUGUGACCACUCCUCCAGCACUGGUCAUGGUCCACUCCCCCUGUCUCUUCAGCCAGUCAGGCAGUGAGUCGAUGGAGGCUGUGUAAUCCUCUGUAAAGUAUAGGGCCUAUACGGCUGCAUAUGCUCCCUUUUGUCAUGGCGGCUGUUAUUGUUGCAGAGGCCUCCCUCAGAAGAGAACAUGAGGGAGAACAGAAGGCAGCAUAAAGCUCACAAAGGGAGGAGAAGUGAGUGAGUGAGUGAGAGACACCAACGCUGCCAUUUAUUUGACCGGAGGAGAAUGAGCUUCAUGGGGCAACAGAUGUAAUUCAAUGGAGGUGAAACCACAUGAUGUGGGACCGGCAUUACCAUCCCACGCCAAUCGCAUCCUGGACCAGCAGUCAUCUUUGGAAAUACUUGCCACAUAGUGACCUGCAGCAAGGGAUGCAGUGAAAUAGUGAAAAGUAGACAAGACUUUUUUUUCGGUUAGAAUAUUUUUCUAUUUCUCCUCUCCUUGGUGUUUUUUUUCAGUUACAUCUUACCAAAAGUGCCUUUUUGUGUUGCUUUUGUCAAGUUUUUUUUUUGCAUAUCUAGCUCGAUAUUUGUUUUCCAUAUUGCCACAGAUUAUUGCAUGUAAGUUUACAUAUCGUAACUAUCACAUUCAGUGGGAGUUGCCAUAUUUUAUAGAAGGCACAUAGUAUAUUUGACUUUUUGCGUGGGUGUUAACAGCCACAACACCAGCAUCCAUCAAAGUCACAGUUGACAAUCAUCACCUUCCUGAAUUUUGUUUCUGCUUGGGGAGAGCUGACAUACCCCCAUUGUUAAAUCACUGAGAGUCAGGUUGCUCCAGAUCGUGACUUUCUGCACUGCCUCCUCCCGACCUCUUUUGAUUUGACGACGCAGAGCCGUCGCCAUGGUCAGUUUCCAGUCCAAAUGGCGCUACCUUUUCAUGUUUCUGGGCAUCCAGCUGGUGGUCAUGGCACUGUUGUCCCGAGAGGGAUACCAGAAGAGGGUCUCUUACUUCAUCCGCAUCUUCCGCAAGCCAGACACCACUGGUCUAUCAGGCCGCAACCACACAGCAGCUGGUAUCACUGCAGGGGACGUAUAUGCCAACCUCUCCCACCUAUCCAAGGCUCACAGCAAUGGAGAUGACAUGCCCUACUGCCCUAAGACGUCCCCUUUUAUAGGUGGGCCGAUCCACGUCAGCUUUCCAUCAGGGCUCACUCUAGCAGAGGUUCAGAGGAAAAAUCCACUGGUGGUGCGCGGAGGACGCUACAGGCCGCCUGACUGUGAGGCGAGGCACCGAACAGCCAUCAUCAUCCCCCACAGACACAGAGAACACCACCUUAAGUUCCUGCUAUACUACCUACAUCCUUUUCUGCAGCGGCAACAGCUCCACUAUGGAAUUUACAUCAUUCACCAGGCUGGAAACUACACAUUUAACAGGGCCAAGCUGAUGAAUGUGGGUUUCCGGGAGGCCAUGAAGGAGGAAGACUGGGAUUGUCUCUUCUUCCACGAUGUGGACCUUAUUCCAGAGGACGAUCGCAACACGUACAUCUGCGACUCCAACCCCAAGCACGCAGCCAUCGCCAUGGACAAGUUUGGCUACAAGCUUCCGUACAAGAUGUACUUUGGAGGAGUGUCAGCUAUGACGCCGCUGCACUACCUCAAAAUGAACGGCUUUCCCAAUAACUACUGGGGCUGGGGGGGAGAGGACGAUGAUAUUGGAGUCAGAGUGACUCUGGCGGGGAUGUAUAUAACUCGACCAUCACUGAAGGUUGGCCGUUACAAGAUGAUUAAACACAAACUGGACAAAGGCAAUGAUGUGAAUCCAAAGAGGUUCAACAUGCUGGCCAAGACACGUCAGACCUGGAAGCUGGACGGGAUGAACACAGUCGAAUAUGAGACAAUCUCUCGGCAAUACCUGCCCCUCUACACCAACAUCACUGUCAACAUCGGCACUGAGGCUGGCCUACAUCCGCCUUCCCCAACACCACCCCCACCUGCCAAAGCUGCAAGCAAACCUGCAGCCAAAUCACCCGUCGAAACCCCAGCCAAGACCCCUGCCAUACUCAAAGAGGGCCACUCAGAGAAAUAGUCUACCCUCAUGUUUCACUCUGCCAUAGCUUCGGGGGAUGGCUCUUCUCCUCAAUGGCCUGGAGUUUUUUGCUGUGGAGGAAUGACUUUGUGUAGAAUCAACAUCACACUGCCUGCAGACAUUGGCCGUAGUCAUUUGGGUGAUAAAACGACUGAUUUGUUGAAAAAACAAUAGAUUUGAAUUUCUCAACCCUUAGGUGACGGCUUUUUGUCCCGAUUCCUGUGACAUUACUGAUUAUUCUUCCAAGGGAGCCAAGCUGAAGAGUGAAGGGUUAGAGUUGGACUCUAUGAGUUUAUAUAUCUACAGCGCUGAGGUCGCUGGUUAAACCUUGUGAUGCCUUAGAAUCAUGUUUCUUUCUUUUCACUUGUACCUUACAUUAUUUAGAAUAUGGGGUUAAAUGGAACAGUAGCUGCAAUUUCCAGCAGUCACACUGUGCCGCGACAGAGUCUGAUUUUUUUUUUUUUUUUUUUUGUCUCAAAGCCAAUGAAUACAUGAGUGAAAGUGAUGGGUUUUGUUUCCAUUUUAGUGUGUGAAGCUGCUAAGUGAGUACUGAGUGAAGAAAUUUGACAAACUUGUGUGCUACUGUUACAAUUAUUACCGCUUCUGACAUAACAGUGCAUGUAUCCUAUCUGUCUGUCUAUAUCUGGGAUCUUCUUCAGAAGGGGUUCCUACACAGAGAUGCUGAUCUAUAUCCAUUUGGUUUGUGUAUCAAAAGAUAGACUGAAUCUCUCAAAUGUUUUCAGAGUUUUGGAUGCCGUACACAUAAUUUUGCCUCUUGUUGAGUUCAGUGGAACUACCAGUGUGACUGAAACAGUGAAAACAUCGUAGGCCAAGCUACAGCUCCUCUGUGUAUCUGUGUUUAUCUUAGCUGAUGCAUUCAGCUCACCCUUUCAAAUUUAGGCAUAUCCAAUAUUUUUUUUUUUGUUUGUUUUUGGCGUGUGUGUAUUUGCAUUGAUCAAAUAGAGCAGUUGUUGGUGAUGGUGAUUGGUCCUCUGCUUUCAGAUGAGCUUGUGAUUCACAUCAAAAGGGAGUCUGUCUUUUUUUUUUUUUUUAAAUACAUAUAUACAAUAUAUGUUGAUUAUGUACGGUGUGCUAUAUCACCCAUUAUGUAAAUGCUUCCCUCAAGAUGUCUUUUUAAUCUUUUGCCCAUCAUGUGUCCUUUAAUCUAUACAAAUCAUAGAAAGUCACCUGCAGCAUCAGUAGAUUAGCACAGGGGUAGAGAUUAGUAAUAGUGACUGAACUAAUCCCUGUAGACAAACAAGUUAGUUCAGUAUCUUGAGCCCAAAGUACGAGAUGACACAUCUCUGAUUGCUGUUGAUGGGCAAUGAAGGUUGUUUUGCUGUUAUCACAAGAUAACAUUGUGAUUUUGCAUGUUUUUUUUCUUCAGUAGACAGAUUCUCUUGUCCUUUGUUUGUUUUGAGAAAAUUCUGCUUUUAAAGCCCCACAAAAUCAUCAUUUCCAUAUCGAUGACAUGAGGUUUUCAUCCAACACCAACAGUGUGUCAUUUUGUGAAAUUGAACCAAAAACUGGAGGUAUGUUUAAUAUCUUUAGCAAUAUUUGCAAGUUAUAUGCUGACUCGCCAGGAAGGAAACAAGCUGUUUUUCUUUCUCCCUUUUUUUUUUUUUUUUUUCUUUCAAACUCAUAAAAAACAAUUAGUCACUUGGUCUAAACGCCGUCUGUGACUUCAACAUCGACCCAGUUUGCCUGCAAUGUUCUUUAAGAAGUGAUCACAUGGAGACAGAUGCCAUAUCCUUUCCACUGGUGCCCAUACGCUGCAUGUCGACUCUCCACCCUUUUCACUUCUCUCCACUCUGACAGAUUUGAUUGUUUUCGCGAGGAAAAAUAAAAAAAAGUAGUCCCUUUACGCAGUGAGUGUGGCUGCUCUGGCAGGUGAACAAGGCUGAAACCAAAGACGACUGCACGGAAAGCUGUGAUAGUGGAUAAAAAAUGUGUGUGUAUGUACAGUAUACUCCAUAUCUCGUGAGUGGUUUCUAUAACACUGUAUUAUUCUAUCUUCAUGGACAGGCAUGUCAUUUCUUCCAUUCAAUAUUUGUAACCUCUUUCAGUUCUGAGUUAAAAAAAAAAAUCUCUCAGCAUGUAUUUAGUACGCACAGCAGAUGAAAAAACUGUUGUUUUAGUCAAGGGAUGAGGAUGCUUUAUGAUUUCUUUUUUUUCCCCGUACUGGACCUUGUCUUUAUCUUCCUGUCAUUGUGGUAUUUGUCUGCUGAAGUGGACGAGACGAGCUCUGAAAGUGGUUGCCUGUGAUUUCCUAAAUAGAUGACUAUGUGAAUUCAUAUUCAACUCCUAUGGCCUUAGCAACACACACACACAUAAUACUAGUAUUUCAACACUUGGUCACAAAUAGCAUCUUUAUAUCAAGGCUAUCUGCAUGGCAUCAGAAAGAUCAGAAUGUACUGAGCACAACAUGGAGAUGAUACAUAUCAGUGCCCAUCUAGAAAAUCUGAAGCAUGCCGAAGUGUCUGUGUCGUGAACUGGAAACUGUCUUACUGUGACUUUAAAUGCAAGUUUCCAUCUGCAUUGUGGAGUGCUCCUCACUGUUGUGUACAAGCUUAUAUUCCCAAAGUCACAAUGCACAGUCUCCGUCAUUUACCGUGUAACUCUUGACCCGAUGUUUUGGGUUUUUCUUAAGCUACUCUAUGUUUGAUUUGAUUCUGUUUCGAUGUGGAUAAGCUCAGCAGCAAUAGCAACCAGUCAUCACAGGGUAGUACUGAAGCAACCAAGGGCGAUGUGACUUUGUGAGUUAUUUCUGCUCUCUUUAUGAAUUCUGCACAGUCCAGAGUGGCCUUAAAUUCAUUAAUAAACUGAUUAUUCAAAAGAGAUGCUGCCACUUUUUUUUCUUUUUCUUUUGUUAUUUGUUGUUUUGUAUCUUCAAAGUGAAAAAUUGGCCAGA